Molecule: messenger RNA, 399 nt
Organism: Chironomus riparius
Lineage: Eukaryota; Metazoa; Arthropoda; Insecta; Diptera; Chironomidae
Source: the annotation of a GenBank genome assembly
UAUAACUUUGUGUUUCUCAAUGCAUUAUCAGUUUUUAACUAGCUCUCAUCAAGUCAACAUGUCGCACAUUGUGUAUAGAUUGCUCAUUUUGAAUAUUUUCAUUAUAAAUAUUAAUGCAGCCGUUUGGCUCAAUCCUAAUGCCAAGAAAACAGUCUGUGACGAUGACGGAAAAUGUGAAGAUUUUUGUGAAGUCGACAGCCAAUUGAUUAAGCCCGGUGAGUCAUUCAAGACAAAACACUGUUCAGAAAUAUUUUGUUAUAGCGAUUUCUCGGCUCGCGGUGUUACCUGUGGAAUUGCGGUCCUUGAUGGAUGCAAAAUGGAACCUGAUUAUAAUUUACAGUAUCCGGACUGUUGUUAUAAAAUUUGUAAUGAAAAAGUUCAAUAAAGAAAAUUUUAAAA